AUGGACCGAACCCAAACCACAUCAGCUUCGGGAAGGACCGGUUCCGGUUCGUCACAAUUUGGUCCAGUGACGUGGAUCCGUCCACCUCACCCUGAUUGGCAGGCACCUGAGCGGCUGCUGCCGCCCUUCCCUGUUCCCUCAGCGGCUGAUAGUGAGGGUGGGAAGGGCAAUGGAGAGGAGGGUAGGAGGGAGGAGGGUAGGAGAGAGGAGGGUAGGAGAGAGGAGGGUAGGAGAGAGGAGGGUAGGAGAGAGAGGGAGAAGGCGGGCGAGGGAGGAGGGGAGGCGGGGGUGGUGAGUGUGCGAGUAGCGGAUUGCAGCAGCAGUGUGCUGUAUCCUCUCGUUAUAAGCACAGUGGUUCCUCGGCCUAUAGCCUUCAUCUCUACAGUUUCCAAGACUGGUGUGGGGAAUCUUGCUCCCUACUCCUAUUUCAAUGCUGUGGCUCACAACCCCCCCAUGCUUGCGAUUGGUCAUUGCUGGUCCAAUGGGAAGUCAAAGGACUCGCUCACAAACAUACUCGAUACAAGAGAGCUGGUAGUGGCGCUGAUCAGCGAUUGGUUCGUGGAGGCAGCCAAUCACACGUGCGGGCCGUUUCCCCCCGAGGUGGAUGAGAUGGGGCUCGCUGGGCUGACCCCCGUGCCGUCUGUCGUGGUGAAGCCUCCCCGUGUGGCUGAGUCAGCAGUGAACAUGGAGUGCGUUGUCAGACACACAUAUGACGUCACAGACAGGGAUGGAAAUGUGACAACAACGAUUGUGCUUGUGGAGGUGGUGAUGUUCCAUUUCUCUGAGCAUGUGGUUACACGCACCCCCAACACAGGAAAACUGAUUGUUGAUCCAGCGAAGCUGCGUCCAAUGUGCAGACUCGGGGGAAACACGUAUGGCUUUGUGUCCCACCUGUUUGACAUUGCAAGGCCAGAUAAAGAUGGCCGGUACCCCUGUCACAAAGGAUUUGUGCAAAGUGAGAGGGACAAGAUUGUUUCACAAUAG
Molecule: messenger RNA, 984 nt
Organism: Closterium sp. Yama58-4
Lineage: Eukaryota; Viridiplantae; Streptophyta; Zygnematophyceae; Desmidiales; Closteriaceae
Source: the annotation of a GenBank genome assembly